Messenger RNA from Limulus polyphemus (Atlantic horseshoe crab), 1172 nucleotides. Its product is annotated as neugrin-like. Bases 24 to 1088 code for a protein of 354 amino acids. NCBI's taxonomy places the organism in Eukaryota, Metazoa, Arthropoda, Merostomata, Xiphosura, Limulidae. The transcript has 3 exons. The record is from RefSeq and is a predicted model, not a curated record. Gene Ontology annotation, cellular component: nucleus.
GUCAAAGUGAGAAAAAAACUCACAUGAAGAAAGCAAAGAGAAAUAUUGUGGCAAGGAAGUACUUCAAACAACAACCAGAGACAAAUAUGCUGACCUGGGCUGCAAAGGAACAAAUUCGUUAUCUUAAUCAGUUAAAUCCUAAGCAGUGGACACCUAUGAAGCUAGCAGAGAGUUUUCCCACUUCAGUUGAUGGAAUUAAGAAAAUUUUAAAGAGCAAGUUUACUUCAGCAAAGGAAGAUAGGAUCAGGAAACAUGAUGAAGGUGUUCUACGUAACUGGAAGACAUUAACUGGUGAGCAAAAAGGUAUAAUUUCACCCAUAACAAAGCAACUCUGGUCAGAAGGAAAGCUAUUACCUGAACAUGCAGGUUGUAAUACAAGUCUCCCAAUGCCCAAAUCUUCAGAAGUAAUGCUUUCAAGAGUUCCCACCAAUAAGAACAUUAAGAGAACCACAUUUUUGUCAAUUGUAAAACCUUAUAUUGAUAUUAAAAAACAAGAAACUUCUCCUCUUAAUCACUCAGAAGAAUUUCAUAAAGAACAAAGCAGAAAUGUCGAGAGACCAUCAAUACAAGUGAAAAUUGGUUCCAGGUCAUCACCGACAGAAGAAUCUACUGAGGACCUCCUCACAGCUACUUCCUUCAGUAAGCAAGACAAGCAUUAUCCUGAUACACUAGUAACCCAAAGCCAGUUCCAACUGAAUCUAAUGAAUGAGAUUAAUAAUAAGAAGUACAAAACUGAAAGUGAUGAGGCUUACCAAAAGUGGAUAAAAAGUAAAUUGGUGGAAAGACCAAAAACACCCAGUCCUCUAGAAACUAAUCAAGGAGAGAUUGAACCAAAACCUGCAGUGGUAUCUAAAUUUAACAAAAGUGAAACCAUCGAGUUGAAGGCGGACAUAUCAGAAAAAGAUAACAUCUCACAGUUGUACAUUUAUGAUAGUCAGCAUGGAUAUCAACAUCCCUUUGGCAGGCAUGAUAGAAUACAAAGAAAGAUUCAUAUACCUCAUCAUUUGAGAAAAGAAGGAGUUCUUUAUAAAGUCGAUGACUGUUUCUAUGAUGAGGAUGGUGAGUUUCUUUACAGGGUGCCAAUGUAGACAUUCUAUUUCUUGCCAAUUUUGUACAUGUAAAUUAAGUUUAAAAAGCAUUAUGAAAUAAAUAAAGUAACAUUGCUAUUUAAA